UCCAGGUCGGAGUUGAGUAAAAGACUCGACCAACAAAGGACAAUCUCAUAGCACCUAUGCGGGUCACCGACCCCUCUGCGCUUUUCAAACAUUCCAUACCUUACCUAACAGCGUGACGUCGGACUACUAGACCCAAGCCCCGAUCUUCCGUCUCGCGCGAGGAACAUGAGACCGAACUGCACACCGAGAUGAGCUCCUCUCCAAGGCCGCCCUCUGCUCCGUGGCCCCCGCAAAGGCCAUCCAAGAGAAGUAAACUGCGCAAUGGCUCCGUAAUCAUCCCCUCGACCGGCGAGCGCUCGCAUCGCACCUUCACCCUCCGCCCUUCCAGCUUCCUCCCAUCGAGUCAGAGCGAUGCCUUUGCCAACUCGGCAUUGGCGCCUUUCUUCUCGCGCCAAUCCAUGUCGGACCGGGCGCACGCCGCAGCGCACAAUGUCCACGAGGCCGCCAUCCGGGUCCUUCGCUGGCUGGACUCACCCGUCGGCCAUGGAGUGCUCAAGUGCACGCUCGCAUACACCCUGGGUAGCUUGGCCACGUUCUGGUCACCGCUCUCCGACUUCCUGGGCAGGCCGGACGGCAAGCAUGUGGUGGCCACCUUGACGGUCUACUUCCACCCUGCUAGGUCGGUCGGGUCCAUGAUCGAAGCCGUACUGAUCGCAGUCGUGGCCGUCGCAUACGGCGAGUUGAUCUCGGUCUUGUCCAUGUGCACGUCUGUUCUGUUUGGAGAUGUUAUGGACUUGGUAGUUCUGGCUCACGCCCUGGUGUUGGUCGUCUUCAUCGGGGGCGGCUUCGGCUUUAUGGGAUGGGUCAAGCAAAGGAUGGGUAAUCCUCUGGUCGACGUCGGCAGCACCCUGGCUUCCCUUGCCAUCAUCGGCGUUGUUACCAAAGAGACGGCCGUUCUCACUAGUGUCUUCUCCAACCAGAAGAUUGUACAGAUUCUCAAAAUGCUUCUCAUGGGCGUCACAAUUACCACAGUCGUCAACCUUUUGGUGUGGAGAACGUCUGCGGUAUUCGCAUUGCGCGAGUCCAUGACCAAGGCAUCUGUUUCCCUGGGUGACAUGCUGUCACUCAUCACCCGGGGCUUUCUCAGCGGAUCCGAGGACGACGUGCGAUCGCCCGAGUUUGCUGCGGCCUCGUCCACAUACGCAUCCAUCUAUCCUCAGAUGACCAAGAAUCUGCGCGAGGCCAAGUUUGAGCGCUACUUUCUCGGCUACGAGAAGAUCUACCAGCUUGAGAGAGCCGUGGUAAAAUCUAUGGAGACAUUGGCUCAGUCCAUCGGCGGCUUGCGAAGCGCGGCAAAUUCACAAUUUGCCCUGCUUAAAGAGCCUAUGGGCCCGUUGCCCCGUGUCAUGUCUUCAUCCGAAGCUGUUACGUCCCCUGUGUUCUCACCAACCCUCCAUCGCGAAAUAUCGACCAGUAUGAGAACUGCCAAGGAAAGGAUUCCCACGCUGUCCGCGAUCGAUGAGGCGUCCGAAGGGAGCCAUGAGGACGAGCGGCGCCGGUCUGAAGAUGCAGCCACCGCCAACCUACCGCCCUUCAGGCACGCGUCAGAGAUUUUUGAACUUUUCAUCGAGCUAUUAGGGCCCUCGAUGAAGUCGCUGGCCUACACGCUGUCAGAAGUGCUCCGGGAACCGCCCUUCGGAGCAGCCCCCAACUAUGACAUUACCAUCAACGAGCACUUCCGUCACAGCCUUGCCGACGCUUUGUCAUUGUUUAACGAGGCGAGAGCGCAUGCUCUUGAAGAGCUGUACAAGACGCUUGAACUCGACCGCACAAGGUGUCACAGCAUCCAAGCUGACUUUGAGGAGGUCGCAGCCGCUUGUGGCCACUUCAGCUUUAGCCUUCAGACGUUUGGGGAGGAGAUGCAAAAAUACCUGGACGUGUUGGAUGACUUGAAAUAUGCUAGCGAUCACAGAAGGCGUAGUUGGCACUGGCUCAAGUGGUGGAACAAAGGAAAUCAUCAUGGCCGGGCGGCUCUGACCCUGCCUUACAACAAUCAAGAGCGGGACCCCCUGAUCAAGCCGAUCAAAAAGAGCGCCAUGCCCAAGGGAAUAGCUGACCCGUUGGUCAAACGCAGGGAUACGUACAGCUGGGAAGCCGCACCGGAAACCAAGAAAACCAAGCUCGUUGCGACAAUCUCGCAGAGAAUUCUCGGAGCGGUGAGGAGGUUGGCCAGGGAUGACAUUCGUUUUGGCCUGAAGGUCGGCAUAGGCGCGGCCCUCUGGGCCUCGCUCUCCUUUCUUCCGCAAACCAGGGAUUCCUACCGUCAUUGGAGAGGCGAAUGGGGCUUGCUAUCGUUUAUGAUCGUCUGUAACAUGACGGUAGGCGCAGCCAACACGUCAGGUACGGCCAGGUUUAUGGGAACGCUGGUAGGCAUUGCAGCAGCGGGCUUGAACUGGACCGUAUCACAGCAGAGCGCCCUCGGCCUCAUCCCUCUCGGAUCGCUCGUUGCUUUCUUGAGCUUCUAUGUCAUCAUCGCGCGGGGCAAUGCGCCGAUGGGUAGGAUCACGCUGCUCGCAUACAACGUGUCGACCCUGUACGCAUACAGCCUCUCUCUCAAAGUCGACGACGACGACGAUGACGAGGGCGGCGUGCAUCCCAUUAUGAGGGAGAUCCUGCUCCACCGCUUGACGGCGGUGACGGCCGGCAUCGUCUGGGGGCUGAUCGUCUGUCGGCUCAUCUGGCCCAUCUCGGCACGCAAGAAGUUCAAAGAGGGCCUCAGCAUGCUGUACCUGCAGAUGGGCCUCAUCUGGAAGCGCGGGCCGCUCGCCAUUCUCCUGCGCAGCGACUGCACCCGCUCGUACCUCCGGUCCGGCGAGCAGGCGGCGCUCCAGAAGUACGCCGCGCGCCUCGACGCCCUCCGCGUCAGCGCCGCCCGCGAGUUCGAGCUCCGGGGCCCGUUCCCCUCGGAGCAGACCGGGCAGCUCAUGGGCUGCGCGCACCGGCUGCUCGACGCCUUUUACGCCAUGUCGCUCGUCACGCAGCGCAAGGGCAGCCUGACCGAGGGCGAGCGCGCCCUGCUGCUGUACACGGCCGACGAGCGGGCGCUGCUGUGCGACCGCAUAUGCCACGUCUUUCAGGUGCUCGCGUCGUCGCUCAUGCUCGAGUAUCCGCUCACCGACGCCCUCCCCAGCGUGGCGAGGAUGAGGGAUCGGCUGCUGGGAAAGAUCUUCCAGUUCCGUAAGGAGCACCAGAAACAGCAGCAUCACCAUGUGGAUACUAAUGGGGUUGGGGCAAAUGCCGACACCGCCGCUGGAACGAGCUCUGUCGACCUUGGGCGGCUGGCCCAUGUGAAUGUCGAAGAGCGUGAUUACGCGCUGCUGUAUGCUUAUGCCUUGGUGACGGGCCAGGUGGCAGAGGAGCUGAAGGUGGUUGCCAUGGAGAUUGAGGGUUUGUUUGGAGUGUUGGAUGAGGACACCUUGCUCUUGCAAUAGCGGGUUGUUUUGGUUCUGGUUCCUUCUCGUAUAUUUAUCCUCCUAGUUGGGAACUGGGCUUAGCGCAGUAUAUGGGCUACAGUGGUUAAGGCAGACUGUGGGUUAUGUUACCAACUAGGCAGCGGUUCCGCAUCCCUAGAAAAAUCGUAGGUGAGGGCAAGAAAAAUAAAAUGGAAAGAGGGAUAGUUGACUAGUUAUUGCAG
Molecule: messenger RNA, 3634 nt
Organism: Parathielavia appendiculata
Lineage: Eukaryota; Fungi; Ascomycota; Sordariomycetes; Sordariales; Chaetomiaceae
Exons: 3
Coding region: 189-3431 (1080 amino acids)
Source: RefSeq, a predicted model, not a curated record